AUGGCUGAGCUGGGCGGGGCCAACCGAGAUGUUUUGAAGCGGCAGCUGCAAAUCCUGCGGAAAUCUCCAGAGCAACGAAGCCCUGAAGAUGUGAGAGCCUUCGCUGCCAGUCUCAGCAAAACCAAAUUCUUUCAGGAUUUGGGGGAGCACGAGAAGAUUCAGGUCUGUCGAUAUUUGAAGUUGGAGGGAGCUCCUGGCGACACCACACUCUUCAAGCAAGGUGACCGCGGUGACAAGUUCUACCUCAUUUUAUGUGGCUCAGUAGGUGUUUUCAUCAAAGACGUGGAGGCGAAAGACGUCGAAGCCUCCAAAACGGAGCCCAGCGCUGAGGGCGCCAACGGUGCAGCUGGUGCGCAGCCACCAUCGCCAGGGGCGGCGUCCUCGCCCAGCCCUGUGCCACAAGGGGAACCAGAGGCUCCACGGAAGGAGCAGAGCGUUGGAUGGGUGAAACUGGCCAAGUUGGUGCAUGGCGCAGUGCCUCCAACAGUGGCUGAACUCCAAUUGGAAGGAGCUCUCAUCGAGCCCCCCGAGGUGCCCUCCGAGGUCCCAUCUGCCACCGCUUCGGCAUUGGCCCUGGAUGCGCCAGAGGAUGCGGUGCGUGUGGAGGAAGUGGAACUGCCAAUGGACGGCAAGGCUAGUCCUCAUCUGCAGCCGUCCUCGCCAAAGCAGUUGACCAUUGCAGAAGGUGCAGCGCAAGGAGGGACGCCUCGCAGAGGGCCAUCGGAAAGCGAAAGUCGACUUUCGUCCAAAUCAGUUGGCAGCGAGCACAGUGAUGCCGCAGAGGGGCGUUCCCCGAGUCCGGCGUUGGUGCGCGAAACGAGCUUGCUGUCGGAGAUCAAAAGCAUCGGGGCCUUUGCCAAGAAGGAAGAGGAAGCUUCAGCAGAUUCCAAGCGCCCUCCGGGCCCUCCGGGCCCUGCGGGCACCGGAAGAAUCAUGCGCGCCAUCCUGGCGCGGCCUCUUUUCCACCUCCGAGGUCCCAAGCUUAUUGAGGUGGCGCAGUUGCAGGUGGGCGACAGCUUCGGCGAGGUGGCCCUGCAGACGGACCAACCGCGGGCGGCGACGGUGAAGACCCGGGGCGACGCCAUCUUCGCCACGCUGCUGCGGGAGGACUACAAAGCGAUCCUCCACUCACAACUUUCGAAGCUCCAGCAAGAUCGACAAAGUUUCUUGCGCAGCAUCCCCUUGUUGGAAGCUUUACCAAACAUUCCCAACCUCGCUGCCCUGCUGCAGAGUCGGGCCUUUUGUCGUCAUGGCAUCCUGAUCAAUGUGGGCACUCCUGUGAUGCACAUCUAUUUGGUGAGCUCUGGAACCUUCUCCGUUCGCGGCAGAAUCAAGGUCAAACCACCCCAGGACCGGCCGAGCAAAACAGAUCGCCCCGCCUGGUCGGAACCGCGCCGACGACCAUCGGAGCCGAAUCAUCAGGAGAAAGAGAAAUUUCCGACCAAAAGUGAGAAGAUACCAGUGUCGCGAACGAUCUUGUCCCUGGUGUUGCCUGGGACCACCUACGGCUUGAGUCAUUUUCUGAAGGGCGAUCGUGAGCAUUUACGCCAGGUGAUUUGCGAAUCCUCCUCGGGUUUGGUCUACACUCUCUUUGCAAAAGAUGUGGCAGCACACUUGAACCAGAAGGAAAGAUCGCAGGUGAUUGCCAUUGCUGCGGCGGAAGAGGCCUUUUUCAAACAGAGAUGCAUGGCAGUGGGUCAGCUUCAUGGGAGUGCAAACUCCGCUGUGAAACGUGUUUGGCCACCUGAAAAGACCCUGCUGGACAAGAUCCGCGAAUUUCGAGAUGUCUUCAGUGCCAAGAGCAUUUAUUCGCCAGAAGGGCGCUUGAGGGCCAUAGGUUCCGCUUUCCUGGAAGAAUCGAAACAUCUGGAGACCCAACUUCACCUGGAAAAAGUUCAGGCCGCGAAGCAAUCCGUGCAUUCCACUGGCGAGAUAGCCAUGACUUCCAUGGCCUCGGAUGCGGCUGAAGCGCCGGAACUUGUGUUGCCGUCUGGCUGGCGGAUGCAGUAUUUGGCCGAAAACGUCUUCCGCGCUUGUCACGACACCGCCAACCCGGGUGCCCUCGCGGCAGACCUGCGCGCAGCCUUGGAGAAGGACAUUCGCUUGGCACGGCGCAGCAAGCGACAGCUGGUGCCUAUUUCAAGACGCCCCUGGAAUCCCCUGGAGGAUGUCCCGGCGACGGCAGAGACGCCCAGGAACACAACGAAGGAAAGUUUGGCGCCGGUGCAGCCCGGCCGUGCUCCGCAACGCCCUGAUCCCUACCUCUCCCAGCACACGCUGGGCUCCGGCGCGCUGUCGGUGGUGCGUAGCGAGGAAAGCCUGGAACUGUCGCUGGAGUCGCCCACGACGACGAUGCAGCUGGGACAGCUGGAACAGCUGGGGCUCAGCAGCACCCUGGAAGUUGAAGCAGACUGUUCCAAAUGUUCUAAGUCCAUAGAGUCCAUGGGAACAGAUGAAGAGUGCAGUUCCAGUUUGCCCUGGGACUUCUUCAGCAGUCGCUUGCUGGACCUCAGCCCCGGCAGUUUCAGGCCUCAUCUCAGUGGUUCCUUGGCACUGCCAACGAUGACCAUGACCGGCACCGUAGGACCCGUAGGACCCGUAGGAGCAGUCCCGACCUCUCGUUGCAGCACAGGGCUCCCACAGUCACGGGGCACCUCAAAGGGGUCCAGAGAUUUGGAUUCUCCAUGGCCCUGGCCGCAGUCAGUGCAGUCAGUGCACUUGGACCAGGUCUUCGUUGCCAAAUCCAAAAAUUCCAGGCCUUCAUCGCAGUCCCUGUCUUUAGCCAGAGCCCAUUUCUGA
Cladocopium goreaui is the source of this 2799-nucleotide messenger RNA. The record is from the annotation of a GenBank genome assembly. Lineage: Eukaryota; Dinophyceae; Suessiales; Symbiodiniaceae.